Messenger RNA from Oryctolagus cuniculus (rabbit), 6397 nucleotides. It is a transcript of the gene ABCC9, whose product is annotated as ATP binding cassette subfamily C member 9. The record is from RefSeq and is marked provisional. Gene Ontology annotation, biological process: transmembrane transport; potassium ion transport. Gene Ontology annotation, cellular component: membrane. Gene Ontology annotation, molecular function: ABC-type transporter activity; ATP binding; sulfonylurea receptor activity. NCBI's taxonomy places the organism in Eukaryota, Metazoa, Chordata, Mammalia, Lagomorpha, Leporidae.
CCGGGAGGUGUUACUCCCUGGAUUGCGGUUCCUGUAUUCACGAAGUGGGUUUCUAUCUCCUUGAUCCCUGUUGCUGUUUGCUUUUGUAGGAGUUCUGCGUCCUUUGACAACUUAAGACGGGGUAGGAGGUCGAUGUUUGGAAGGUUCCACAAGAGCGUCCGCAGGGGUCUGAAGCAUUGUCAAGGUGUUGCCCCAGGAGAACUUUUGCUCGUGCCCAUUGUUUAAUCAUCAAUGAAAGGAAAGAGACAAAAGAGUAAACCACAUAAGAAGAAAUGAGCCUUUCAUUUUGUGGUAAUAACAUUUCUUCGUAUAAUAUCUACGAUGGUGUAUUACAAAAUCCCUGCUUUGUGGAUGCCCUCAACCUGGUCCCACAUGUCUUCCUGUUGUUUAUCACUUUUCCAAUAUUAUUUAUUGGGUGGGGAAGCCAAAGUUCAAAAGUCCAAAUUCAUCACAACACAUGGCUUCAUUUUCCUGGACAUAACCUGAGAUGGAUUCUUACUUUUGCGCUCCUGUUUGUGCACGUCUGUGAGAUAGCCGAAGGCAUUGUUUCAGAUUCACGGAGGGAGUCCAGGCAUCUGCACCUCUUCAUGCCUGCCGUGAUGGGAUUUGUUGCUACGACAACAUCGAUAGUCUAUUACCAUAAUAUUGAAACGUCCAACUUUCCCAAGUUACUUUUAGCCUUGUUCUUGUAUUGGGUGAUGGCUUUUAUUACAAAAACAAUAAAACUGGUCAAGUACUGGCAGUCUGGUUGGGGGGUGUCAGACCUGCGCUUCUGCAUCACGGGCAUCAUGGUCAUCUUGAAUGGGCUGCUGAUGGCAGUGGAGAUCAAUGUCAUUCGGAUCAGAAGAUACGUAUUCUUCAUGAAUCCUCAGAAAGUAAAGCCUCCCGAAGACCUCCAGGAUCUGGGCGUGAGAUUUCUUCAACCGUUUGUGAAUUUACUGUCCAAAGCCACAUACUGGUGGAUGAACACACUGAUUAUAUCUGCUCAUAAGAAGCCCAUUGAUCUGAAGGCAAUUGGGAAAUUGCCAAUAGCCAUGAGAGCAGUAACAAAUUAUGUUUGCCUGAAGGAUGCCUAUGAAGAACAAAAGAAAAAAGCAGCAGAUCAUCCAAACCGGACUCCAUCUAUAUGGCUUGCCAUGUACAGAGCUUUUGGACGGCCGAUUCUGCUUAGCAGCACAUUUCGGUAUCUGGCUGACUUACUGGGAUUUGCCGGGCCGCUCUGUAUUUCUGGAAUAGUUCAGCGUGUAAAUGAAACCCAAAAUGGAACAAAUAACACAACCGGAAUUUCAGAAAUUCUCUCAUCCAAGGAAUUUCUCGAAAAUGCUUAUGUUCUUGCAGUUCUUCUCUUCUUGGCUCUUAUUCUGCAAAGGACGUUUUUGCAGGCUUCCUACUACGUAACCAUAGAGACUGGCAUCAACCUCCGCGGAGCUCUGUUGGCCAUGAUAUACAAUAAAAUACUCAGGCUCUCUACAUCUAACUUAUCCAUGGGUGAGAUGACCCUGGGACAGAUCAACAAUUUGGUUGCCAUUGAAACCAAUCAACUCAUGUGGUUCUUGUUCCUGUGCCCCAAUCUGUGGGCCAUGCCUGUUCAGAUCAUCAUGGGAGUGAUUCUGCUCUACAAUUUACUUGGAUCCAGCGCAUUGGUUGGUGCAGCUGUCAUUGUACUCCUUGCACCAAUGCAGUACUUCAUUGCCACAAAGUUGGCAGAAGCUCAGAAGAGCACUCUUGACUACUCUACUGAAAGACUGAAAAAAACAAAUGAAAUAUUGAAAGGCAUCAAACUUCUCAAGUUGUAUGCCUGGGAGCACAUUUUCUGUAAGAGUGUAGAAGAAACACGAGUGAAAGAGCUUUCCAGUCUCAAAGCGUUUGCCCUGUACACAUCACUUUCCAUCUUCAUGAACGCAGCAAUUCCCAUAGCAGCUGUCCUUGCCACGUUUGUGACCCAUGCCUAUGCCAGCGGGAAUAACCUGCAGCCUGCUGAGGCCUUUGCUUCGCUGUCUCUGUUUCAUAUCCUGGUCACACCACUCUUCCUGCUGUCCACGGUGGUCAGAUUUGCAGUCAAAGCCAUCAUCAGUGUUCAAAAGCUCAAUGAGUUUCUCUUGAGUGAUGAAAUUGGUGAUGACAGUUGGCGAACUGGUGAAGCUUCUCUUCCUUUUGAGUCCUGUAAGAAACACACCGGAGUUCAACCGAAAACUAUAAACAGGAAGCAGCCUGGAAGAUAUCACCUGGACAGCUACGAGCAGUCCACACGACGUCUGCGUCCCAUGGAGACAGAAGAUAUUGCGAUAAAGGUUACAAAUGGCUGCUUUUCGUGGGGCAGUGGUGCAGCUACUUUAUCCAACAUAGACAUCCGGAUCCCAACAGGUCAGUUAACCAUGAUCGUGGGUCAAGUGGGAUGUGGGAAGUCCUCGCUUCUCCUUGCCAUCCUUGGUGAGAUGCAGACCCUGGAUGGGAAAGUUCACUGGAGCAAUGUAAAUGAAUCUGAGCCUUCUUUUGAAGCAACCAGAAGUAGGAACAGGUACUCAGUGGCCUAUGCAGCCCAAAAACCCUGGCUAUUAAACGCCACAGUAGAAGAAAAUAUCACCUUUGGAAGUCCUUUCAACAAACAGAGGUACAAAGCUGUCACAGAUGCCUGUUCUUUGCAACCAGAUAUUGACUUACUACCAUUUGGAGACCAAACUGAAAUUGGAGAGAGGGGCAUCAACCUGAGUGGGGGCCAGAGGCAGAGAAUCUGUGUGGCACGAGCUCUCUAUCAAAACACCAACAUUGUCUUCUUGGAUGAUCCCUUCUCUGCCCUGGACAUCCACUUAAGUGAUCACCUCAUGCAGGAGGGGAUUUUGAAAUUUCUUCAGGAUGACAAAAGGACACUCGUUCUUGUGACUCACAAAUUGCAAUACCUGACCCAUGCUGACUGGAUCAUAGCUAUGAAGGAUGGAAGCGUACUCCGAGAGGGAACUUUGAAGGACAUUCAAACCAAAGAUGUGGAGCUCUACGAACACUGGAAAACACUCAUGAACCGUCAGGAUCAGGAAUUAGAGAAGGAUAUGGAAGCCGACCAAACCACGUUAGAGAGGAAAACUCUCCGAAGAGCCAUGUAUUCAAGAGAGGCCAAAGCCCAAAUGGAGGAUGAAGAUGAAGAGGAAGAGGAGGAGGAAGAUGAAGAUGAUAACAUGUCCACUGUGAUGAGGCUCAGGACUAAAAUGCCCUGGAAAACCUGUUGGCGAUACCUCACUUCCGGCGGAUUCUUCUUGCUCUUCCUGAUGAUUUUCUCUAAGCUUCUGAAGCAUUCAGUGAUUGUGGCCAUAGACUAUUGGCUGGCCACAUGGACGUCAGAGUACAGUAUAAACAAUACUGGGAAAGCUGACCAGACCUACUAUGUGGCUGGAUUUAGCAUACUUUGUGGUGCAGGCAUUUUCCUUUGCCUUGUUACAUCUCUCACUGUAGAAUGGAUGGGUCUCACUGCGGCCAAAAACCUUCACCACAAUCUCCUCAACAAGAUAAUUCUUGGACCAAUAAGGUUUUUUGAUACCACACCUCUGGGACUGAUUCUCAAUCGAUUUUCAGCUGAUACCAACAUCAUUGAUCAGCAUAUCCCUCCAACUCUGGAAUCUCUGACUCGCUCAACACUGCUCUGCCUGUCCGCCAUUGGGAUGAUAUCCUAUGCUACUCCUGUGUUCCUGGUUGCUCUCGUGCCCCUUGGAGUUGCCUUUUAUUUUAUCCAGAAAUACUUCCGAGUUGCUUCUAAGGACCUCCAGGAACUUGAUGACAGCACCCAACUUCCACUGCUUUGUCACUUCUCAGAGACGGCUGAAGGACUCACCACCAUCAGGGCCUUCCGGCAUGAAGCCAGAUUUAAGCAACGUAUGCUGGAACUGACGGACACAAACAACAUUGCCUACUUAUUUCUCUCAGCUGCCAACAGAUGGCUGGAGGUCAGGACGGAUUAUCUGGGAGCUUGUAUUGUCCUCACUGCCUCAAUCGCAUCCAUUAGCGGGUCUUCCAAUUCUGGAUUGGUGGGCCUGGGUCUGCUGUAUGCACUCACGAUAACCAACUACCUGAACUGGGUGGUGAGGAACUUGGCUGAUCUGGAAGUCCAGAUGGGUGCAGUGAAAAAAGUGAACAGCUUCUUGACUAUGGAGUCCGAGAACUAUGAGGGCACCAUGGAUCCUUCUCAAGUUCCCGAACAUUGGCCACAAGAAGGGGAGAUCAAGAUUCAUGAUUUGUGUGUCAGAUAUGAAAAUAAUCUGAAACCUGUUCUUAAACAUGUCAAGGCUUACAUCAAACCUGGGCAAAAGGUUGGUAUAUGUGGCCGCACUGGCAGUGGCAAGUCAUCAUUAUCCCUGGCUUUCUUCAGAAUGGUUGACAUAUUUGAUGGAAAGAUUGUCAUUGAUGGGAUAGAUAUUUCCAAACUACCUUUACACACACUGAGGUCUAGACUUUCAAUCAUUCUGCAGGAUCCAAUACUAUUCAGUGGUUCUAUUAGAUUUAAUUUAGAUCCAGAGUGCAAAUGCACAGAUGACAGGCUCUGGGAAGCUCUAGAAAUUGCUCAGCUGAAGAAUAUGGUCAAGUCUCUAUCAGGAGGUCUAGAUGCAGUUGUCACUGAAGGUGGGGAGAACUUCAGCGUUGGGCAGAGACAGCUGUUCUGCCUCGCUAGGGCCUUUGUCCGCAAGAGCAGCAUUCUCAUCAUGGAUGAAGCGACGGCUUCCAUCGACAUGGCCACAGAAAACAUUUUACAGAAAGUGGUGAUGACAGCCUUUGCAGACCGCACCGUGGUCACCAUAGCUCACCGUGUCUCUUCUAUUGUGGAUGCAGACCUUGUUUUAGUCUUUUCUGAGGGUAUUUUAGUGGAGUGUGACACUGGUCCAAACUUGCUCACCCAUAAGAAUGGACUUUUUUCCACUCUGGUGAUGACCAACAAGUAGACCGCCGUGAUCUACUCUGCCAAGUAUCCCAUUCUCUGCACCGGGUUCACACCAUUCUGACAGCAGACCUGGUGAUUGUGAUGAAGCGAGGAAAUAUCCUAGAAUAUGACACGCCGGAAAGCCUCCUGGCUCGGGAGGAUGGAGUAUUUGCCUCUUUUGUUCGUGCAGACAUGUGAAGGGUUCUUAAAACGAGGCGUGCGUGUACAACCACGCUGUCAUAACCUAUUUGUGGAUUAUAUAAGCUUGACCCUCAUAAAAUAGCAUCUUAAAUAUUUACAAAUUUUGUACAAGCAAAUAAGUUGAUAUUUCUCUGUCCUAUUCUUUAAAAUGGUUUUCCAGAAGUAUUACUGUUGAAAAUGUUCAUUAUUGAUGUUUCUCUACAAUAGCAGUUGUAUUACAACAUGUAAGCUAUUCUAGGUGGUGACUCUAGGAAAAUCUGUUGCAUCUGUGUGUCCAGAUGAGGUGACUGUGCCUUCACCUGAAUCCAAAUACUUCUGAAAAGUUCCACAGAGAUGGACAAAAAUGGUUCAUGGCAUGUAGAUAAUUGGAAAACAUAGUGUUUCCUGAAAGUUAAACUUAGAACAGGAUCAAUACCCAUUAAUGCAAUCUUAAAAAUACUUUAUAAAAAUUGAACCAAUCUCCUAAAAUACUGCUGCCGUGAAAUGUUUUAUAAGGCUGCAUAGGCAUAAUGCUUGUUACAAGUUAUGCCACAUUCUCUCACAGAGAAAUGAGUUUUUCCCCAUAGUGAUAAUGAGUUAUGAUAUUUUAAACUGAUAUUUCUACAUAGCCACUAAACUGAAAAUCAUGGUUGGCUAGGGCUCAUAACUUUCGGUUACUUGAGUAAAUGUUUGUUUACAAAACUAAAUUGACUGAAUAAAGUCAAGGAUGAUGACUUUACAUAAUUAACCACUUAGUACAUUAUAUAUAUUGUUGAAGAUAAAAGUUCACCUUGAAAUAAUAUUUAAUAUAUAGGUACUUAUACUUAACCAAAUUUUGUUUGAUUAAUCAAAUCAAUUUUACUAUUUUCAAUUUUAAAUACUUAUUAUAAAUGCAUAAUGCUUUAUUAUCAAAUCACAGGGUUACUGAUAUCAUUGAAUGCAAAAAUACUUAUCUGAAAGGCUCGACUUUUUACUGUUCCUCAUGAUUCACUGAGAGUUUGCUUAGCUCCAGAUUAGAAUCCUAAGACUUGUCUGAGUAUCUGGUAUUUGAGAUCUGGGACCAUGUCGUCUUUGUGCUCCUAGCACUAAAUAUAAAUGCUCAGCCCACAGUCACCCUUCAUAAAUAUAGUUGGCUGAUCCAUGGAUUAGUUUUACUGCUAGCCAUGUACCUAUAACCGUGGGUUAUUCUCUACUGUCCUGUGUUGUGUGUAUUCUAUUUAUUCUCUAGUAUGUAUGAAUGUUUUUAUUCGACAACAAAUGUGUUUAUUCUAUACGAUAUAUGAAAACAUACUGGAUUGCUAUUACCUAAUAAAUUAC